GGAGAGGAGAGGAAGGCGGCGGGCGGGAAGGCACGAGCGCGGCGGAGGCAGAUUGGCGCUCGACGUCCCCCGGGCGUGGGGCGGUCGCCGCCGCCGCCGGUGGUUGGCUCCGUCGAGACGGGACGCACGCAGGCCGCUGGUUCGGGUCGCAACUGGUCCACGUGUUGUCAUAUCCACCGUUGGUUUCACGAUCGGACGGCCAGCGAAAACGAUCAGCGCCUUCUCAUCUCUUCCCGACGACUAACCAAGUGAGCUCUCUUCCCCAACCCAAACACCGCCGCCGCCGCCGUUCUGCUCCGGUCACCACCACGGGAGCGCACGCCCCUCCCCUGGAGAUCCACGUCCAUCCGGGGUGAUUCCACCGCUGAUGCUUCGCGCGCUCGCUGCUACCUGUACCGCUGCUUGAGCGGGUGGUUUGGGUAUGGGAACCCGCAACCAUCUUUGGUUAAUCGCGAAGAGGACUUUAGCAUGGUAUUUGGUCGGUUUCACCAUUUCCGAUCGAUAUGCAACCGUAAUUUCAGUGACGGGCGAUUCGAUGCAUCCCACUUUUACAGCGGCCAGUAGCUCCUUGCGAGGUGAUGUAGUGCUAGCAGAAAGGAGCUGCCUUGAGAAGUACCAGUUCUCCCAUGGUGAUGUUGUCGUGUUCAAGUGCCCUAGUGAUUAUAGGGAGUUGUUUGUUAAGAGAUUGAUUGCGCUACCUGGGGAGUGGAUGCAUCUCCCUGGGUCUCCUGAUAUGAUUAAGAUCCCAGAAGGGCACUGCUGGGUUGAAGGUGAUAAUGCUGCUCGCAGUUGGGAUUCGAGGUCAUUUGGCCCAAUCCCUUUAGGUCUAAUUAAGGGGAGGGUGACCCACCUCAUCUGGCCACCGUCAAAGAUUGGACGGGUGGAUACAAAAAUGCCUGGAAAUAGAAUUUCACCCGUUUGAAUUUACUCCUCACUACAUUGGAUGGUAUUUAAUUUCAGUUCGGCCUACAACUUGGCAUGUUUGCCGGAUGCUUAGCAGCUGUUCAAGUUUUGGUGGCACUUGUGACAAUUUUUUAAAUUCACCUUAUUGUGUACUUCUGUAAGCAAAAGCAACUUCAUUUUAAAAUGGCAAAAUUGACCAAGUGGUAAACCUUCAUCGAGGGCCUUUGCGUUCAACAUUUGUUCCGUAAAUAUGCAUAUA
Oryza brachyantha (malo sina) is the source of this 1162-nucleotide messenger RNA. Its product is annotated as mitochondrial inner membrane protease subunit 2-like. Gene Ontology annotation, molecular function: serine-type endopeptidase activity. The record is from RefSeq and is a predicted model, not a curated record. NCBI's taxonomy places the organism in Eukaryota, Viridiplantae, Streptophyta, Magnoliopsida, Poales, Poaceae. The coding region runs from base 422 to 922 and encodes 166 amino acids. The transcript has 5 exons. Gene Ontology annotation, biological process: mitochondrial respiratory chain complex assembly. Gene Ontology annotation, cellular component: mitochondrial inner membrane peptidase complex; membrane.